Messenger RNA from Pocillopora meandrina, 4625 nucleotides. Lineage: Eukaryota; Metazoa; Cnidaria; Anthozoa; Scleractinia; Pocilloporidae. The record is from the annotation of a GenBank genome assembly.
AUGGACUCAAUGUACAAAGCUUUUGAAACAUUGCCCAAACGUCUUGACUCACUGGACGUAAAUAUUGGAAGAAAACUGGAUUUAGUAAAUGUCCAUAUCAAGAACGCAUCUCAGAGGACAACUGCUUUAGAAAUGCAAGGUAUGCAUUAAGUCGUGUAUAAGCGUGUGUCUUGUUUCAGCUACUCAUCUUAAUGUCUUUGAAGAAACUGAAGAAAGUGAACAAAGCUAUCGGAAGCCUUUUCUAAAAGGUUUGAUGGUUGAAUUUCACAAUUUUUCUUUGUAUCACCUACGUGUGUAAUCAGCCAUUUUAGCUCUUUUUUUUGUCGUGAUUGUCUACAGAUAACCAGGACUCAAUGUUCAAAGCCAUUGAAGCUUUGUCCAAGCACUUCGACUCCCUGGACACAAAUAUGGAAAGAAAACUUGAUUUAGUAAACAUGAAUGUUAUGAACAUGUCUGAAAGGACGACUGCUUUGGAAAUGAAAGGUAUGCAUAUUUACAUUGAUUUUCAACUUGAGCUGUAUUGCUUUUGUUUUAAUGCGGUUUGUGAUUGGUCUAUGAAGGAAACUUGGGCCUCUCUCUCAACCAAGGAGAUGCAAAAAGAGAAACAAGUCUGACUCAUUGAUGAACAUUUCUCCUACUUGUGGCUGUUGACGUUGAGUCACCAAUCCUCCCUUGUGACAUCAUUUCCCGGCCAUGUUACACCUGUAUUAGGUGGUCAGCCACGAAGAAUGGCUGAAUGUCCACAAUGUUCCACAAUUUUUCUUUGCACCACCUAUGUGUGUAAUCAGCCAUUUUAGCUUUUUUUUUGUCGCGAUUGUCUACAGAUAACCAGGACUCAAUGUUCAAAGCUAUUGAAGCUUUGUCCAAACGCCUCGACUCCCUGGGCACAAAUAUGGAAAGAAAACUGGAUUUAGUAAACGUGAAUGUUAUGAACAUGUCUGAAAGGACGACUACUUUGGAAAUGAAAGGUAUGUAUAUUUACAUUGAUUUUCAGCUUGGAAUGUAUUGCUUUUGCUUUGAUGCGGUUUGUAAUUGGUCUAUGAAGGAAACUUGAGCCUCUCUCCCAACCAAGGAGAUGCAAAACGUAAAAAAGUCUGACUCAAUAAUGGACAUUUCUCCUUCUUGUGGCUGUUGACGUUGAGUCACCAAUCCUCCCUUGUGACAUCAUUUUCCGGCCAUGUUACAACUGUAUUAGGUGAUCAGCCACGAAGAAUGGCUGAAUGUCCACAAUGUUCCACAAUUUGUCUUUGUACCACCUACGAGUGUAAUCAGCCAUUUUAGCUUUUUUUUGUCGUGAUUGUCUACAGAUAACCAGGACUCAAUGUUCAAAGCCAUUGAAGCUUUGUCCAAACGCUUCGAUUCCCUGGGCAAAAAUGUGGAAAGAAAACUGGAUUUAGUAAACGUGAAUGUUAUGAACAUGUCUGAAAGGACGACUACUUUGGAAAUGAAAGGUAUGCAUAUUUACGUUGAUUUUCAACUUGGAAUGUAUUGCUUUUGCUUUAAUGCGGUUUGUGAUUGGUCUAUGAAGGAAACUUGGGCCUCUCUCCCAACCAAGGAGAUGCAAAACGUAAAAAAGUCUGACUCAAUAAUGGACAUUUCUCCUUCUUGUGGCUGUUGACGUUGAGUCACCAAUCCUCCCUUGUGACAUCAUUUUCCGGCCAUGUUACAACUGUAUUAGGUGAUCAGCCACGAAGAAUGGCUGAAUGUCCACAAUGUUCCACAAUUUGUCUUUGUACCACCAACGAGUGUAAUCAGCCAUUUUAGCUUUUUUUUGUCGUGAUUGUCUACAGAUAACCAGGACUCAAUGUUCAAAGCCAUUGAAGCUUUGUCCAAACGCUUCGAUUCCCUGGGCAAAAAUGUUGAAAGAAAACUGGAUUUAGUAAACGUGAAUGUCAUGAACAUGGCUGAAUGUCCACAAUGUGCCACAAUUUUUCUUUGCACCACUUAUGUGUGUAAUCAGCCAUUUUAGCUUUUUUUUGUCGCGAUUGUCUACAGGUAACCAGGACUCAAUGUUCAAAGCUAUUGAAGCUUUGUCCAAACGCCUCGACUCCCUGGUCACAAAUAUGGAAAGAAAACUGGAUUUAGUAAACGUGAAUGUUAUGAACAUGUCUGAAAGGACGACUACUUUGGAAAUGAAAGGUAUGCAUAUUUACAUUGAUUUUCAACUUGGGAUGUAUUGCUUUUGCUUUAAUGCGGUUCGUGAUUGGUCUAUGAAGGAAACUUGGGCCUCUCUCGUAACCAAGGAGAUGCAAAACGAAAAAAAAGUCUAACCCAAUGAUGAACAUUCCUCCUAUUUGUGGCUGUUGACGUUGAGUCACCAAUCCUCCCUUAUGACAUCAUUUUCUACACAGUUAAACCUGUAUUAGGUUGUCACCCACAAAGAAUGGCUGGUGAUGACCAGGUAAGACAGGUUCCACGGAAAAGAGGUCAUAUAAAAACGAUGUGAAACGCCAAUUUGAAGCGCAAAAAUGUUACCAAUAUGCCAGUGGAAAGUACGCAUCUAACGCAUGUUCAAGGAAGUAAUGUAACACAAUCCGAUCGCAUCUAACCUUUGCUUGCGAAUGACUUGGUGAUCUUUGGCUUCAUUUCUUCGAAUGUACCCCACACAAACCCUCUAUCAACACACGUGGGGAACCUCCCGAGAAAUUCAGUAUUGUUUUCUAAAAGUAGACUUUUAAAAGUGUAAAAGAUUUAUUUGACAGUUCGAUUUAAUUUCAUUUAAAUAUACUUGCGAGUCAAAAUCUCAGUUCUUGGAAAAUCCCAGAUAUCUUUUCCUUACACAGAUAACCUUCAUUACCACUUUGCAAAUUAUGCGAAAAUUACAAUCACGCAGGGCAGUGUAACUUGGAAAUAAUACUUGGAAACAACAGUAAUCUCAUUGUGAAAUUCAUUUUGAUUCCAUAAGAAUCGAAAUUUGUUUGAAAAUUCACACCAUGAAUCAAUGUGUUUUAUGUCCCACACAUUUAUUAUUGAAAGAUCUUUGUUUAUGUCUUUUAAUUUCUUCAGGAAGACUGGCUCUAAUUAACAAAACAAUCGAGGCGUGGUACGCAAGUCCUCACUCGUUUAACAAAAGUGUCGUAAGGAAACUGGAUGUCGUGAUUAAGUCAAUCGAAGAGCUCUCUUUGCAAUUUAAGAACACAUCUGAAACGAUAAAGGCAUUGGCUAUGCAAGGUAUGUAUCUUUAAAAUAAUUUUCACUUGUGUGUUGUAAGCAAUGUAGGAUUGCUUGAUUUUGCUUUACCUUCCUAUGGAAACUCGCAUCACCCUAGCUAGCCUAUCAAGUAUUAUGAUGUAAAAAUGAUCAUGGUACAAUAAGAAAUGAGAAACUUAACAAACUUUCUCAAGAGAUUUAUUACUUUAUUAAUCUAUUCUCUUGACAUUUUUAUAUUCAUGCGUCUAUUUAUUUACAUGUAUCUAUCUAUCUAUCAGUCAGGAAAAUUUUUCCUCUGUUUUUUGAAUAUUAACUGCUGGCGCGACGAAUAACUUAAUAAGUUGUACAGCGCUCAUAACCAAUUAUUUGUGCACCGUGAAAAUUUUUUCUGCUUCUUUUAGCGGCCACUUGGGUGGUGAUAUUAAGCUUUUCACGCUUGAAAUCAGAAAUUUUGUAUGUGGUGUUAUGGGUAAUUGUUGUCGUAAAUGUAAGCUUCUAGAAAUCUCCAGAUACUAACAUGCGUACCAUAGAACUUUCUAGAACGUUUCAUCAAGUCACGGAGUUAUUAUGUAGUACUACUAAAAUAAUUCUUUUGUGAGCUUCUGGAAUAUUCCAGAACAUUUUAUGAACGUAACUAUAUUUAGUAGUAGAGUUAGUUGUUGUUGUUGUUGGAGUGAUGACUCUUUAGAAAGCUAUAUCGAGAGAGAGCGAUAUUGAGAGAGAGAGCUACAGUAGGAGAUUGUUAAUUUGAAGAAACGUUGGAGAAAACCGUGAGUUUGGGUCAGUGGUGACCUAAGAUACAGACUGUAGUGGGCUUAAUUAAGUUUAUUAACGAUAAGUAUUGUACUGUCUUUAGGAGAUACUCUUUACUCUUUGUAUAAUAAAGAAGUUGAGUUUGUAGGAUUGCAGUGUUUUUCUGUCGGUUAGAUUAUACCGUAACAGUGGGGUUGCAUAUUAUGCUCAUACCAAACAACAACAUUUCUUAGAAAGCUGUUGUUGUAAUCAGAGACUUGCUCGACCAUCGGUUUGAAAAAGGUAGAAGGUGACAGUUUUCCUGAAAACGUUAACUGUAAUCUAUAGAACUAUAACCUUUUGUUAUUGAACUACCCUUGUAACUUGCAUCAAAUCAGUAGUUGCACUAAAAAAAAUUAAAUCUAAAGACGAGUGCAGAACUUUUUUUAAAGAGGUCUCGAAAGCAGCGUUGACAAAUAAAAAAACUGAGUAAUUCUUCAGUUGCAGGAUACACUUUGCAAUUUCUACAUAAAGGAAACAAGGAUCACGUCAUCAUCACACGUGGUAUGCCAAACCUGUCAGCUGUGACAGUUUGUCUGUGGAUAAAAACCACUGAUAAUGGAAAUGGAGGAACACCCCUGAGCUAUGUUGUGUCUGGAGCACGCAAUGAGCUUCUCCUUUUUGACUAUAGAAAUUUUGAGGUUUACAUCAACAACCAUGGGAGGUUUGAGUAUUUCAUCUGA